AAAGCUGAAAUUUACUUCAUAAGUUGGACGUCACGAGGAGAAAGAUAGUUGAAACGAAAACAAGAAGCUUACGGCGGGAAAAAGAAACAGAGCACACAACCGCAAAGCAAACCUUCCUAAAAGCAUCUCUCUCUCUCUUUCAUUUUAUAUAAUUCAACUCUCAAAAUUCUUAAACAAAUUCCAGAUUCUCUCUCUGCUUCCUUUCUUCGCUCCGGAGAGAUUUUCUGCAGAAUUUUUCCGGAGGAAGGACGCCGAGCAUUCGCCUUCUGCACUAACAUUUUCAAUCUCUUCAAUCUUCUCUUCUCGAGUUCUGUAACUGGAUCCGUUGCAGGGAAACUGAUGAACGAAGAAUCAUUUUGCUUCAAAUUUGGUCUUCGGUAGUUCCUGCUUUUUCCAUGCCUGUACAGUACUGCUUAGCGAAACUUGGUCUAGAGUCGAGCCCACACAGAUGCAAUUACCAAGCUGACAGUUAAAGUAUCAAUGGUUAUUUUAUUGUAGUCCUAAUUUAAAUUCAAUUCGGGGUAUAAUCGUCAUAGAAGGAGUUUGGUAGAAGUUAUUCCCCUGCAGCGGACUUACAUUUCAAGAAAUAGUCUCUUUUGUGCCCAUUGCCCAAACUUGAUGAUGAUUGAUGCUCGCACGUAUCCCGACGAACCAGCUUUUCUGGAAUUAUAGUGUUGAAAUUUUGGAUUGUUGGCUGAUCGCCGAAAGGCGCAUGAGAUGCCGUGCCGGGCGGAAGGGGUCCUGAUUUUUAUUUCUUUAUUCAUUUCUUUUUAGAGGGGUGUGGCAGCGGCACAGGAUCUCUGUUGAAACUUGAAAUUAACUCAAGCCGUCUAACGUGCUUUUGAUGGCGUUGAUUUGAUCCAUCAUAAACUGCUACAUAGAUUUAACAUGACAGAUCUCGAGAACGAAAGGAAAAGAUAUAUCGCAGUAAUAAGGAAGAGAAGCAAGCAGUGGUGAAAACCCAAUUUGAUUCUAUACUAUACAACGAGUAAUGGAUGAAAUGUAGCCUGCCUUAAGUAGACAUGGAGACUAGCGGCGGAGGAAGCGCCGAUGAGGGUCGCCGCAUAUUCAAGGCUGAUACAUGGUGUAGCCAAUUUCGCAAUGGGUCCAAUCCUUGGAUGGCAAGAUAUAUCUAUGCUUUAAUGUUUCUAAUUGCUAAUUUGUUGGCAUGGGCUGUCCGGGAUUAUGGCCGUGGCGCAUUGACGGAGAUGGAAAGAUUAAAAGGAUGUCACGGGGCGCGUGAUUGCCUAGGUGCUGAAGGAGUUCUUCGUGUAAGCUUGGGCUGCUUUAUAUUUUAUUUCACCAUGUUUCUUUCUACAACUGGCACUUCAAAGAUGCGAGGACGCAGAAGUACUUGGCAUUCUGGAUGGUGGUCUGCGAAGAUUAUCUUAUGGAUUGCGUUCAUAAUCAUCCCCUUUGUGCUUCCUGCCACCGUUAUUCGGUUAUAUGGGGACGUUGCACAUUUUGGUGCCGGGGUCUUUCUCCUGAUUCAGCUUGUAAGCGUGAUAAGCUUUAUAACAUGGUUGAAUGAUUGUUGUCAAUCCGACAAGCCUGCAGACAGAUGUCAAAUACACAUCAUGUUACUUGCAACAAUGGCAUAUGUCAUCUGUUUAGUGGGAAUCAUUUCGAUGUACAUAUGGUAUGUGCCACAGCCGACUUGUCUUCUCAACAUUUUUUUCAUUACGUGGACACUGGUACUACUCCAACUCAUGACCAGCGUUUCUCUCCAUCCUAAAGUGAAUGCUGGAAUCUUGACUCCGGGUCUGAUGGGGCUUUACAUAGUUUUUAUCUGCUGGUGUGCCAUUAGGAGUGAACCAGGAGGAGGAAAGUGUGUUAGAAAUGCAGAGACUUCAACCAAAACCGACUGGCUUACCAUUAUAAGCUUUAUCGUUGCUGUACUCGCAAUGGUUAUAGCAACAUUCUCCACCGGAAUAGACUCCAAGUGCUUCCAGUUCAGGAAGGAUGACAAACAGGACGAAGAAGAUGAUGUCCCAUAUGGCUAUGGUUUUUUUCACUUGGUUUUCGCCACCGGAGCAAUGUACUUUGCAAUGCUUUUGAUUGGUUGGAAUACAAAUCAUCCCAUUCGAAAGUGGACAAUUGACGUCGGAUGGACAAGCACUUGGGUUCGGAUUGUCAAUGAAUGGCUCGCUGUCUGUGUUUACUUGUGGAUGCUGGUGGCUCCAGUGAUAUGGAGGAACAGGCAAAUGGUAGUAGGAGCUGUAUGAGAGAAACCGACCCCUCGUUCAUUCAUUGCGUCGCUCCAAAAUUCCUUACUGAUUGAAUUGGAUUGCAAAGUUCUAAACAUGUAAUUUCCAAAAGCCUAUUUUUAUUUUAUUUUUGAUGAUUUGAUUUGUUCAACAAUUAGGAAAAGAUAAAAAGUGUAGUCCUCUAAAACAUUGCCUCAUUUGUAAAUAUAUAGUAGCUUAUUAAGCUUA
Molecule: messenger RNA, 2435 nt
Organism: Benincasa hispida (wax gourd)
Lineage: Eukaryota; Viridiplantae; Streptophyta; Magnoliopsida; Cucurbitales; Cucurbitaceae
Source: RefSeq, a predicted model, not a curated record